Messenger RNA from Petromyzon marinus (sea lamprey), 4944 nucleotides. It is a transcript of the gene BECN1, whose product is annotated as beclin 1. The record is from RefSeq and is a predicted model, not a curated record. Gene Ontology annotation, biological process: cellular response to nitrogen starvation; autophagosome assembly; late endosome to vacuole transport. Gene Ontology annotation, cellular component: phagophore assembly site; phosphatidylinositol 3-kinase complex, class III, type II; phosphatidylinositol 3-kinase complex, class III, type I. Gene Ontology annotation, molecular function: phosphatidylinositol 3-kinase binding; protein-macromolecule adaptor activity. Lineage: Eukaryota; Metazoa; Chordata; Hyperoartia; Petromyzontiformes; Petromyzontidae.
AUUACGUGUACGCGGUGACGUCAUUACGUAGACGCGGCGCCGUCAUCACGUGUAUGCGGCGAGGUCACCCCGAACCUAUAAAACGUCACCAUGCCACGCGGAGGCGUCACCACGCACGCUGAGACGUCAGUACGUACGCUGUGACGUCAGCACGCACGCUGAGACGUCACCACGUACGCGGGGACGUCACCACGCACCCCACACUAAAUCCAGCCUCUUCCUCUGUUCACAUCUCCUCCCUACUCUUAAGCUGUAAUCUAAAAAACCCUUUAAAAAAAACACCGUUAAGCAUGUGAUUUCCGCCGAAUCUACUUAGGGCUGAAGGGGAGAGGGGAGGAAUACUUCGUAAAAAAAAAACUAAAUUGCCGGCUAACGUUCCCACUUUGUGUAUCAUCAUCACCAUCACUGCGUUGUAACAUUUGUUAGGGUUGGAGCGAACACCCAAGAUCCGAGCGGCUACUGCUACUACUACUGCUGCUGCGAUGAUGAUGAUGGUGGUGGUGGUGAUGAAGAUGUCUUUAGAUUCUUAGAGAAGCCGAGCGUUGGUGGUGGUAGUGGUGGUAGUGGGUUUAGUGGGGGAUGUUGUGCUGAGGAGGACGUCUCGGGACAUGCGACUCGGCCGUCCCGCACACGGAGUAAGCAAGAAGUCUGCACGCAGAUCGCCGCGGAGUGAGAGGAGGAGACGCCAUGGAGACGUCGGUUUCACACGCGGGGAGUACCACGCACGUGAGCUUCGUGUGCCAGCGCUGCAACCAACCGCUCAAGCUGGACACUUCGUUCGACACGCUCGACAAUCACACGACCGGCGAGCUCACAGCCCCUCUUGUGACGGUUACACCGGUGACGAGAGACGACCCAAGUGUGGACAUAGAAGUGACCAAUGAGCAGGGCCCCUACACGACACACGGAUGCCUGGACGAGAGGCGAUGCGAUGGCGUGGUGCACAAGACCAUACCGCCAGCCAGCAGGAUGAUGUCCAUGGAGAGUGCCAACAGCUUCACGCUGAUAGGGGAGGCGUCCGACGGGGGCGUAACGGAACACCUGAGUCGCAGGAUCAAGGUGAUGAGCGACCUGUUCGACAUCAUGUCCGGCCAGACGGAGGUUGACCACCCGUUGUGCGAGGAGUGCACGGACAACCUCCUUGACCAGAUGGACCAGCAGCUCAAGGUCACGGAGGACGAGUGUCAGGACUACAGGGAUUUCCUCAAGCGCCUGGAUGACACCGCCGGCGAGGUGGGCUGUUCCGAGAUGGCGCACGGCGUUGACGAGCAGAGCCUGCAGUCGGAGCUCGCGUUUCUCCGCACCGAGGAGGCCGGGCUCAUCGCUCAGCUGGAGGAGGUGGAGGGCGAGCGAAGGCAGCUGGCCCAGCAGAUGGCCCACCUCAAGACUGAGGCCGCGCAGCUUGGCCACCAGGAGGAGAAGUACCAGCAUGAGUACAGCGAGCUGAAGCGUCAGUUGCUGGAGUGCGAGGACGACCAGCGCUCCGUCGACAACCAGCUGCGCCAUGCACAGAUGCAGCUCGACAAACUCAAGAAAACCAACGUCUUCAAUGCCACCUUCCACAUAUGGCACAGCGGCCAUUUUGGCACGAUCAACAACUUCCGCCUGGGCCGCCUGCCCAGCGUCCCCGUGGAGUGGAGCGAGAUCAACGCUGCAUGGGGUCAGACCGUGCUGCUGCUCCACGCUCUCGCCAACAAGAUGGGGCUGCACUUCCAGCGAUACCGCCUGGUACCAUAUGGGAACCACUCCUACUUGGAAUCACUCACUGACAAAUCAAAGGAACUGCCUCUGUAUGGCUCUGGCGGCUUCCGGUUCUUCUGGGACAGUAAGUUUGACCAGGCGAUGGUGGCAUUCCUGGACUGCCUGCAGCAGUUUAAGGAGGAGGUGGAGAAGGGGGACACUGGCUUCUGUUUGCCCUACAAGAUGGACGUGGAGAAGGGACGUAUCGAGGACACGGGCGGCACGGGGGGGUCCUACUCGAUCAAGAUCCAGUUCAACUCGGAGGAGCAGUGGACCAAGGCCCUCAAGUUCAUGCUCACCGACCUCAAGUGGGGGCUUGCCUGGGUCUCGUCGCACGUCAGCGCCGCCAAGUGACCGGCGGCCGUCGCGCCAAUCGCUGCCGUCACCAACCGGGGGUGCGCUUGGCUUCCAAAACCGCGUGCCAUUUAUGUAUGUACGUGUGUGUGUGUGUGUACGUAUGUUGAACUUCUUUCGCACCGUACGUAGCCAACCGCGCUAAUCGGAGGUGCGGUGGGAGGGACGACAAACUUAACACAAAAAGCGGUUCUGUAGAAAUGAGUUUUCAAUCUAGAUUGAGUGGGUAUUGGACUAAUUGAAUGGGAACCCGUUAUUUAUUUCAUACCUUCAGUUAUUGUACUUUUGCUAUUUGACAACUAUAUUGUCCGGCAAUAAUGAUUUUGCAAGGAGAAAUGCUUUUUUUGUUUUGAGGCAAAAUACACAACUGUCAUGAUAUCAUGUAACUAUGUUGAAAUCCUUUCGUACUGCAUAUAGCCAACCAUGCCAAUUGGAGGUGCGGGGGAAGGACACCGAACUAAACGCAAAAAGCAGAUCUAAAGAAAUCCGUUUUCAAUCUGGAUUUAAAAGUGCAUAGCUCCUAAUAUCGGAAGGAAGAGCGUUCCAGACAGCCACGGAAACGCAUCUGAGAGCACGCGAUAGAAUGACCGUCUACGUUCGAUGGCUAGCCAUAAGCCGCCGCGAGGAUUAUUGUUUGAUGGGUGCGUGAUUGCGAAUCGCAAGUCGGUGAGCUGUAUUUUGUCGUUUUAUUUUUAUUUGCCCGUUGGGAGUUUUUACGACUAAUUUGGUAGGCUUAGACAUCCGCUUGUUUUGGUUGUUUUGAGUAGCAUACGUCCAGUUAUGUUUUAGCGGCCAGCUAAAGUUCAGUUAGCGGCGAAUGUGUUUGGUUCGUGGAACCUUUUUUGAAGGCCAUAGCCCUGCGAUGUGUAUUCGUGCAGCGCCGCGUGUUGUUCUGCACGAUGUCCAACGUUUAGCUCCAGGAGCUGGGAGCUUCUUCAAGCGCGUGGAGUGGAAGUGGGCUUGAGCAGAAGAGAUCAUGAGAGGGGAUGAAGGCUGGUGGUUGGGAGUUUCACGAAGAAGCUUCCCGCACGCGGAUAGAAAUGUCGGACAUCGUGUCGAACGGGGUGCGGCACAACCAGAAACCGCAUCGGAGUGCUGGACAGCACAACCGAGAGAAUCUACGCAGUAACUUGCCGAAAGUUUGGGUGCAAGUCACGUGUUAUUAUUACAGAGCAUUUAAAGCUGCAGGAGGGUUCUGUUUGGCGGAGCAAAUGAAAAAUUGUUGGAAUGUAACGAUGCGACCGAUUCGUGGAUUAAAAUCGAUUCUUUUGAUACAUGAGUUGAAGCACACUUGUGCGGGAAUUGAUUGUUGCAGGAUAUAUUGGCAAAAUAUAUGUUCACGUGUGCAAGCGCUCGAGAAAUGUAACAUGUGUGAGAGUGCAAUACAGACGACAGAUAUUACAAUCGCCUGAUGAUGAAUAGAGGAACGAGAGAGGAAGCAAGGCGGCACAAACGAGUUCACGCGAAAGGGACGGACGACAGAAAAGAGACGCGGUGCAAACAAGACAGCAGCCAGCAGACGCACGGUGCGCUCCACGCGGGGUAAAUCGGAGGAUAGAAAUUAGACGAAGCUCAAGCGGGACCGACCAAAUGAGGCGGCACAAACGACACAAGCAGGGGGGGGGGGGGGGGGAGUUGGAGAGUACAAAAAGAGACGCAGCUUGGGUUCCAAAAGGGACGUGGCCGUAAUGAAACGAGACGGGCGGAACGUGUGAGGUAGGCAUCGAGGACGAGUCGCGGUCGAAGUGAGAUGCUCCCCGCACCGCCGAUUAGCGCGGUUGGCCACGUACGGUGCGAAACAAGUUCAACGUGCGUAAGUACAGAGAACACUAAACUUGAUUCUCGAGUUAAAUCGCAACUCUGAUUCGUGACAAUUCAUCCGAUCGCCGUCACGUCCGCUCAACGUCAUACAAACCAAAACGCACGUAAUUCGUGAAUAGCAACCCAGUGUGCGUGCGCGCAUCGAUGGGCUCUUGUGCUUAGCGAAUCGUGGUUACUUUUCAAAAUGCAAGGGAUGCUGCCACCACGCCAAUGGUGUUGCAACGGUCAGCACACUGGACUUGCCAAUUCCAGACGUGGUCACCGGCUCGAUUGGAUUUCCCGGGUGCGGCAGUCGUUUUAAGUUUCUGAAAGCCUCUUUCCACCCAGCGGAAUGAACGGGUAACUCCGCGGUUAGUCGCGUGUAGUGGUGUUACCCUUCCAAGAUGUCUGGCUAGCCGAGAUGGGAAGGCCAAAAUACUGUUGAGGGGCUGUCUCGCGCUCUUCAUUGCGGAGGUCCUUGUACCAGCAGGAGCAAAGAAUUGCAAGGCUGCAACUUUUACCGUGCGAACUGGACUUGCCACCAGAGGUCACCGGUUCCGUUUGAUCUCCAGGCGCGGCAGUUGAAACAGUGGUGCAAGUUUCUGAAAUCCUCCGCCUCUUUCUACCCAGCAGUAUAAAUGGGUAACGCCGCAGUUAGUCGCGUGUAGUGCGGGCAGGAGCAAGCAACUGCAGGGCUGCACUUUUACCUUACGGAAAUGCCAACGGAGUUUUAACUUGCCCGAGCUUCAAGGUUACAGCCAGAUGUGGGAGAGACUUGUAAACUUGGCAAACAUUAAUUCUCAAAUAAGUUGAACCUUUGAAUUGUUGUUGAGUUAAUUUAUUGUACAUAUAACUUUUCUCUUUUUGCAAAUAAAAUAAAACAAAUCAAGAAUUGAAAACAUCUGCAUGCUGGGUGUAAACUCGCAAUCUAGACAUUGCCAGGAGCCAGCUAAGUAUGACACGUGGCAUGAAGAUUAUAACCCAUGCUCCUGAAACGUAUAUAUAUGUACUAAAAACUUUGUUAUAGCAAAAAUAAAACUAUGGAAAUUG